Penicillium soppii is the source of this 1029-nucleotide messenger RNA. RefSeq names its product Aldo/keto reductase subgroup. Gene Ontology annotation, cellular component: cytoplasm. The record is from RefSeq and is a predicted model, not a curated record. NCBI's taxonomy places the organism in Eukaryota, Fungi, Ascomycota, Eurotiomycetes, Eurotiales, Aspergillaceae. The transcript has 3 exons. The coding region runs from base 1 to 1029 and encodes 342 amino acids.
AUGUCUGCUCCUCUUCGAUCAAUUGGCCGUGAUGGCCCUAAAGUCACUUCCAUGGGUCUCGGUCUCAUGAGCAUCGGUGGUGCUUACGGCAAAGCAGGUGAUCUCAAUGAGAGCGUCACAUUCCUAGAGCACGCCCAUGCCACCGGUCAACGAUUCUGGGACACCGCAGAUGCUUACGCUGACAGCGAAGACAUCAUUGGCGAGUACUUCAAGCGUUCCGGCAACCGCAAGGACAUUUUCCUUGCCACUAAGUUUGGCCUCUCCCAGAACGGCCCUAACCUGACUGUUCGAUCCGACCCUGAAUAUGUCCAGGCUGCAUGUGAAAAGAGCUUGCAGAGACUCGGCAUUGACACUAUUGAUCUUUACUACUGUCACCGUGUCGAUGGAAUUACCCCUAUUGAGAAGACCAUUCAGGCUAUGGUUGAACUCAAGAACCAAGGAAAGAUCCGCUAUAUGGGGUUGUCAGAGUGCUCAGCAGCAACUGUGCGUCGCGCCCACGCAAUUCACCCCAUCAGCGCAUACCAAGUGGAAUACAGCCCCUUCGCGCUUGACAUCGAGGGCGAAAGUGAGCUCUUAAGCACAUGUCGCGAGUUGGGAAUUACCGUCGUCGCCUACAGCCCCAUUGGCCGUGGCAUUUUGUCCGGACAAAUCAAGUCAAUCGACGACAUUCCUGAAAUGGACUUCCGCCGCAUGCUGCCCAAGUACUCCGCAGAGAACUUCCCCAAGAUCUUACAGCUGGUCCAGGGUCUGCAAGACAUCGCCAAGGCGCAUGGCAGCACUUCCGCUCAGGUCUCUCUUGCUUGGUUGCAGGCUCAAGGUCCUGAUAUUAUCCCGAUCCCGGGAACCAAGUCUAUCCAGCGCAUGGAUGAAAAUGCCGGUGCUGCUUUGCUGCAGUUGACUGAGAAGGAAGUGCAGGAUAUUCGCGAGUGGGUGAAGCGCACUGAGGUUCCCGGUGCCCGCUACCCCGAGGCGUUGUUGAAUAUUAAUGGACAAGAUGGAUCCAACACCCCCCUCUGUGAAAUGUCUUAG